Molecule: messenger RNA, 1610 nt
Organism: Uranotaenia lowii
Lineage: Eukaryota; Metazoa; Arthropoda; Insecta; Diptera; Culicidae
Product: sialin-like
Exons: 5
Coding region: 150-1610 (486 amino acids)
Biological process (GO): transmembrane transport; monoatomic anion transport
Cellular component (GO): plasma membrane
Molecular function (GO): transmembrane transporter activity
Source: RefSeq, a predicted model, not a curated record
GUCUCAGUUCGCGGAAAAGGUAGAAUUCAACCAGUCGUAAACGUUCCCGGACCACACGCUCUAGAACCCGUCGGAAUCGGACGGCAUCGUCGACGGUUCCAAAUCGGUUCUCAAUCGAAAAUCCCAACGGAAACUACUCAAAAUUAAAGAUGGCAUCGGAUUACAGUUUAAAAACGAGUGAUGGAAUUGCGGCUCCCAUGUGGAUGUUCUGGAAACGACGCCGAUACAUCGUGGUGCUGAUGGCGUUUCUGGGAUUCAUGAACGUCUACACAAUGAGGGUUAAUUUGAGUGUUGCUAUCGUGGCGAUGACGGAAAAUCGUACAAUCGUCGACGCUGAUGGAGGCGUCCAUUAUGAAAGUGACUUCCAAUGGGAUUCUAAAGUGAAAGGCUUUAUUUUGAGCUCGUUCUUCUAUGGAUACCUCAUUACUAUGCUUCCGGGAGGCUACAUAGCCAAUAAACUUGGGGCUCAUAAUGUUUAUGGCGUUGGCAUAGCUGUGACUUCGUUACUUACCCUGCUGACUCCACUGGCCACAACUGCUGGCGCCUGGUGCCUUAUUUUGGUUCGCGUGCUGGUAGGAAUGUUCCAAGGCGUAACUUUUCCCUGCAUGCAUGCCGUUUGGUCCCGGUGGGCACCACCUCGAGAACGAUCCAGAAUGGUGAUGUUUUCAUUCGCCGGAAUAUUCGUUGGAACCAUAUUGGCUAACGUCCUGAGUGGUGUUUUGGCAAAGGUGCUGAACUGGCAGAGUAUUUUUUAUGUUUUCGGCAGUGUUGGCUGUAUCUGGUACUUGGCUUUUCUAUAUUUGAUUAGACAAUCUCCGGAGGAUGACAGAUUCAUUACCGUGGGUGAGAAGGAAUUUAUCCUGCAAAGCUUGGGUAGAGUCGAAGGUGUACCGGAAAAUAUAGUGCAGCCCUGGAAAGGAAUAUUCACAUCGAAAGCUGUUUUUGCCCUGUGUACGGCUAACUUUUGCUCCAAUUGGGGUUUCUACACAAUGCUCACUCAACUUCCAACAUUUCUUAGAGAAACGCUUCACUUCGGAGUUCAAACUAGUGGUAUCAUCUCAGCUCUUCCAUAUUUUGCUCUGGGAAUAACACUGACAAUCGCUGGAUACCUUGCCGAUUGGUUUCAGAUCAAGGGAAUCAUGAACACUACUCAAGUGAGGAGGAAUUUCAACUGCUUUGCAUUCGCGCUCCAAUGUGUAUUCAUGUUGGCCGGAGCUCUGAUCAUGCAGCCAAUUCCGACGGUAAUCUGUUUCAUCCUCAACGUAGCUGUAGGAGCUUUUGCUUGGAGCGGUUUUGCCGUCAACCAUCUGGAUCUUUCUCCGAAGAGUGCCAGUGUUCUGUUUGGAAUAACAAACACCGUCGGAACCUUUGCCGGAAUCGGUACUCCGAUUUUAACGGGAUAUUUAACGGCGAAUCAACUGGAAUCGGAAUGGAAAAUUGUGUUUUACAUUGCCUCUGCGGUGUACGUGUUUGGAUUCAUCGUGUACUGGUGUUGGGGAUCUGGUGAGCUGCAACCCUGGUCUAUAGAGAUGCAGGAAAAGCGAAGGGAAAAUGAAAGAACGGGGAAAUCAGUGAAUGGUUAUGACAAUAAAAUGAUUAUAGAAGAUUGA